AGGGGCGGGUCUAGGGCCGCUGGCUCUCAGGUGACCUGCGGGUGACUCAGGCCGCGCCGCACUUCCCGGAUCCUCCUCGCCUCGCUCCGGUGCCGGCCGGGACCAUGCUCGCCCUGACCGUGGCUCUGCUCCUGGCCCUCGGCUCCGUGGCGCGGGCCGAGCCCCUCAAGUUCGUGGACUGCGGCUCCAAAGAUGGGAGCAUCACAGAAGUGAACGUGAGCCCCUGCCCCACACAGCCCUGCCAGCUCCAGAAAGGGACGUCCUACAGCGUCAACGUCACCUUCUCCAGCAAGAUCGACAGCCAGGGCAGCAAAGCAAAGGUGUAUGGGGAGAUACUCCAUGUGGACGUACCCUUUCCCAUCCCUGAGCCUGAUGGAUGCAAGAGUGGGAUCCAGUGCCCCAUUGAGAAAGGCCAUUCCUACAGCUACCUGAACAAGCUGCCUGUGAAAAGCGAGUACCCCAGUAUUAAACUGAUUGUCCAGUGGGAGCUGAUUGAUGACCAAGGCCAGAUGCUAUUCUGCUGGAAGAUACCUGUCCAGAUCACCAGCUAAGGAGCCCUGCUUGCCCUUCAUGACCAGAGUGUUCCUGCGACCUGCAUCUGCCAUCCAGAGCCAAUGGAGGGUGAAGAGAGGGGACUGGCACUGCCACUUGUCUUCCAUAAGCACUGGUGUCUCCUUGGCCCAGCAACUCUACAGCUGGGAGAAUGCUUCCUCUGUGCAGGCACAAACCCAAACUGCACACAGCAUCGCUGCAGGGAUGACUCUUACUAACCAGUGAUGUGCACUGCCUGCUAACUUACAUGGAGCUGCUGCUGGGGGCUCUUCACCCCUAACAUCUUUUUAUAACUUUCCUUUUAAUAAAGGCUCAAUAAAAACUGCCAUCUGCCUGUUU
Molecule: messenger RNA, 891 nt
Organism: Mauremys mutica (yellowpond turtle)
Lineage: Eukaryota; Metazoa; Chordata; Testudines; Geoemydidae
Gene: NPC2
Product: NPC intracellular cholesterol transporter 2
Exons: 5
Coding region: 105-551 (148 amino acids)
Biological process (GO): cholesterol efflux; intracellular cholesterol transport
Molecular function (GO): cholesterol binding
Source: RefSeq, a predicted model, not a curated record